Plodia interpunctella (Indianmeal moth) is the source of this 2083-nucleotide messenger RNA. RefSeq names its product transmembrane protease serine 9-like. Gene Ontology annotation, biological process: proteolysis. Gene Ontology annotation, molecular function: serine-type endopeptidase activity. The transcript has 14 exons. The record is from RefSeq and is a predicted model, not a curated record. Lineage: Eukaryota; Metazoa; Arthropoda; Insecta; Lepidoptera; Pyralidae. Bases 182 to 1984 code for a protein of 600 amino acids.
CACCCGAAUCACGUCCGUUGGUCGGGCCAACCUGCGCCAGCGCAUCUCAGUGUGUGUCCGUGGUGACCGCGACAAGAUCACCGUGUACCAUGCGGCUGUCGUGAGCGAAAUUCCAAAUACGAAUUCCCAAGUUUCGAACAUUUUUCCCGCGUAAUUUUUAUUCUUUAUUUUUGCUGCCAACAUGUGGAAGUGUCCUUUAAUUUUAGUGCUUGUGGUCGCAACUUUCUCUCAGGGGGAUGAGGUUCGCGAUGCUCGCGGAGUAUUCACCAAGAACUUCUUCGGCGGUGUAUGGGGAAACCGGCCACCGCUCAUGGAGCUUAACCAGCCCAAGACCACGUGCACAUGCAAAUGUGGUGAGAGGAACGAAGCGUCCCGCAUCGUGGGCGGGUUUGAAGCAGGGAACAACGAGUUCCCGUGGAUGGCGCGGCUGACCUACUUCAAGAGGUUCUACUGCGGCGGCAUGCUCAUCAACGACCGAUACGUGCUUACUGCCGCUCAUUGCGUUAAAGGCUUCAUGUGGUUCAUGAUCAAGGUGACUUUCGGGGAGCACAACCGCUGCAACUCCACCACGCGGCCAGAGACUAGAUUCGCUCUCCGCGCCAUCGCCAACAAGUUCACCCUGAGCAACUUUGACAAUGACAUUGCUUUGCUGAGACUUAAUGAGAGGGUGCCCAUCUCUGACGCCAUCAAGCCAAUCUGUUUGCCCAGCAAUAACCAAGAGCUAUACGUAGGCGUGAAGGCCCUAGCCGCCGGGUGGGGCACUCUUACGGAGGAAGGCAAGCCGUCGUGCACGCUGCAGGAGGUGGAGGUGCCCGUGAUGAGCAACCAGCAGUGCCGCAGCACCAAGUACACCAACAACAUGAUCACCGACAACAUGCUGUGCGCUGGAUACCCUGAUACGGGGAAAAAGGAUUCUUGUCAGGGCGACAGCGGCGGCCCACUUAUCGCGGAGAGAAAGUUCGACACCCGCUACGAACUAAUAGGAGUGGUGUCAUGGGGCAACGGCUGCGCCCGGCCCGGGUACCCAGGGGUCUACACCAGGGUCACCAACUACUUGGACUGGAUCAAGGAGAACACCAAGGAUGCUUGUUACUGCAACGAAUUUUUAUAUGUGCCUAUUGGAUUAGCUAAUAAUGAUAGAUUGCAGAUAUCACAGGGGUCAAUAAGAAGUCCACCGCACAUUGACUAUUUCGCUGAAAGACAGCGGCCUAAUUGUCAAAAUUGCGGAUGCGGCGAAAGGAACGAAGAGCUCAGGAUAGUCGGUGGGCUGGACUCCGAAGUGAAUGCUUUCCCCUGGCUGGCGCGGCUGAUCUACCAUAAGUCGUUCGGGUGCGGCGCUUCUCUCAUUAACGACAAAUACGUGGUGUCUGCUGCACACUGCGUAAUUGGAUUCAUGUGGUUCAUGUUCCGCGUGACUCUGGGUGAGCACAGCCGCUGCGACACUUCAACUAGACCAGAGACGCGCUACGUGGUGAAGGUCAUCGCCCAUGAGUUCUCUCUGAAGACCUUGAUGAACGACAUCUCUUUACUGAGGCUCAACGAACCAGUCACUUAUUCCCAUGCUGUGAGGCCAGUGUGCUUGCCGAAGAGCUCUUUCAAGGACUACGUUGGUACCACAGCCGUGGUGGCUGGUUGGGGCGCCACCGCGGAGACGGGCAAGUGGUCGUGCACCUUAAUGGAGGCGGAACUUCCAGUGUUAAGCAACAACGACUGCAAACACAACACCAACUACAACGAGUCCAAGAUUCAGGACGUCAUGAUGUGUGCUGGUUUCCCUGCCACCGCGCACAAAGACGCUUGUACUGGAGACAGUGGCGGCCCGUUGGUGACUGAAAAUGAAAAUCAUUCUUACGACUUGAUAGGUGUCGUGUCCUGGGGCUAUGGCUGUGCCAGAAAGGGUUACCCUGGAGUCUACACUAGGGUCACCAUGUACCUAGACUGGAUCAGAGAAAACACAUUCGAUGGAUGUUAUUGCAAAUAUUGACACUAAACGGUGUCAAAUAUUGACACCGUUUAUAUGGCUUUGAAGUGUCUUGCCAGUGAUAUUAAUCUUAGCAGUUCAAUCCGAGGGAUUCGAUUUUUU